Molecule: messenger RNA, 717 nt
Organism: Epithele typhae
Lineage: Eukaryota; Fungi; Basidiomycota; Agaricomycetes; Polyporales; Epitheliaceae
Exons: 4
Coding region: 1-717 (238 amino acids)
Source: RefSeq, a predicted model, not a curated record
AUGGCGCUCCGUUCUGCUGAUCCCACCGUCAAGACACCGAUAUUUCCGGCGUGCCGGCACGGGUUUUUGCCCAAGUAUCGCGGCUGGAGUGGGCCAACGGACCCGACCCUGGCCGCGCCUGCCGGCGACCCCGCGCCCCUCCGCGCCGUUGAGGGCGGGCCGCCCGCUCGCAAGCGCACGGUCUCCGAGCGCGCCCGCCGCGUCGCCAACGGCCCUCCUGGGAUCUACCUAGCGCACGUCCGCGGAGUCGCGGACCACCUCGGCGUCAGCGUCGUCCUCCUCUUCCUCGGCGACUCGAUGCGCCGGCCGGCGGGUGCAACGCAACGAGACACCCGGACUGGGCGACCACGGCGCAUCACGUCGCGCGGCACCUGGCCCUGGCAUCGGCACCCCACCUCCCCGCGCGAGGGACGACUUGGGCGCGAGCGCACCGACGCAGGCCGGCCGCUCGUGGAGACGACCGGCACGGGGACGGGGGCUCCCCCGUCCGCGGUGAACUUGAUAUGGGCGUUCGUCAUCGCGGUCGCACUGGCGGGGUUCGAGCCGGGGUUUCUCGCGGCGAACGAGGAGGCCGGGUUGGUCGCGACAGUUAUGCCCCUUCGCUGCCACCACACGUACGGGCACCGGUCCCGGUUCGAAUCUGCAUCUGCUAUGCGGGCCCCGGACCGCGACGUCAUCGACGGACCACUCGGCGUCGAGUCGGUCGAGGUCGGGUAG